AUGUCGACAUUCAGCCAAUUCGUCGUCCCGAAACCCACGUUCUCCGUUGACAACAUACCAGACCUCUCCGGAAAGAUCAUCAUCGUAACCGGAGGUUACACCGGCAUUGGUAAAGAGACAGUGAAAGCUCUCUUGAUAAAGAAUGCGAAGGUAUACAUCGCCGGUCGUAACUCAAAGAAAGCGGAAGACGCGAUUGAAGAUCUACGCACGACGACAGGAGGUAAGGAGGCGGUGUUUCUCGAACUAGAUCUUGCAAACUUGGAGUCUAUAAGGAGGGCAGUGCGAACAUAUCUU
Messenger RNA from Stereum hirsutum FP-91666 SS1, 294 nucleotides. RefSeq names its product NAD-P-binding protein. The annotation marks the transcript as partial. The transcript is spliced from 2 exons. The record is from RefSeq and is a predicted model, not a curated record. NCBI's taxonomy places the organism in Eukaryota, Fungi, Basidiomycota, Agaricomycetes, Russulales, Stereaceae.